This is a messenger RNA of Fulvia fulva, 1506 nucleotides long. RefSeq lists its product as uncharacterized. The transcript has a single exon. NCBI's taxonomy places the organism in Eukaryota, Fungi, Ascomycota, Dothideomycetes, Mycosphaerellales, Mycosphaerellaceae. Bases 1 to 1506 code for a protein of 501 amino acids. Gene Ontology annotation, molecular function: protein binding. The record is from RefSeq and is a predicted model, not a curated record.
AUGACACUCAGGCUGCUCAUCACCAAAGCCAUUGGAAAGAUGGCCGCCAUGAACACUCCUUUCCAGUUCAGAUUGAUGGAUUUGCCCAACGAGCUCAUAGCACACAUCAUCGACCAAAUUGACAGCAUAAAGGCAGUCAGACGUCUAUCAAGGACAUGCCGCAGAAUUCAACAUCUCGCAGAGCCUCUUCUAUAUCGCAGAAUACAACUGAGGACAGGCUGUGACGUCGAUCAGAUCAUCACCGCCGUCUCAUCUCGUCCAGAACGAGCUGCCGCGAUCCGCUUUCUCGACAUUCCCUGCGACGACACUUAUCCACAAAAUCACGCUGCAGUGGGCGCACUACUGAAAGGAGCCUCAGGCUUGAGGGAGCUUAUGUUCGAGAGCCCAGAGUGCAACAGCACUGACUUCGAAGAUGAGGAAGAGUGGCAGGCCAUGACCGAUGAACUGUUCGAACCUUUCGAAUGGGCUGUGGCGAGUAUCUCACCGACAGUGCACACGCGACCACUGCAGAAGUUGAAGAAGUUCACAUUACACAUGAACGGUGCCGACUCGCCAUACUGGACCAUAGACAGCAGAAGCAUCGCCUUGUUGUUACACCCGAGUCUGACACAUCUGAGGAUGUCAUGCGUCAAUAUUCUUGACAACAUUCUAGAGGACGUACACCAGAAGGAGAAGACGCCAUUGAAGCAUCUCGAGCUCGAAGAGUGCAACAUCACGCAUGGUGGACUCCAUGGCAUACUAUCCCUGCAAACAGCGCUGGAGGAGCUGAGUCUCGGGGAGAACUGCCACAACAUCCAGCAUUUUGGCGAUGACAUUGAUGCAGCUUCGAACCAUCUCUUCCAGAUGGACCCGCAGACUACAGUCGCUGCACUGAAGCAACAGAAACACUCUUUGCGCGUCCUCACCUACGUCACGACAGAAACCUACUACCAGCACUUACAGCUGGCCAGGUGGGUCACCAUCAAGAAAAGCCCCAUCGAUGCCGGCUUCGCCGACUUUGCGGCUCUCGAAGAAGUCACCCUUUUGGGCCAGUGUCCCGACUUUGAGCGAGCUUUGAUGACCACGCGCUCGCCACCAAACCUGAAAUCCCUCACUUUCAGAGCAAUGACCCCGUUUCGACGAGAGAUUGGGAGCCACUCGCUACCAGGUUCGCCGCUGGCACUUGUGCCAUUCAUGCGCGCGCCUUCUUGCUCCAUACCUGAAUCACUCACACGGCUCAAGGUGGCUUACUAUGAUACUUUACCAAUCGGAGUGGGGCGGUCCUUCAGCGAGACCACAAAGGGUAUCAUCAGGAAAGCGGCGAAUGCCACGAAGAAGAUUGGCAUCGAGCUCACUGUCUCCUAUGUGGAUAGGAGCAACUACUAUCCUCCAUAUCUCUGGGGUGAGCCUCAGCCGACCGAGACUAUAGCCUUCACUGGAGACGAUGGCUUCGUCGGCAGAUUCCUAUCUACCCAUACGGCAUCGGAUGAUGACGGUGAUGAUGAAUGGGAGACUGAUAGUGAUUGA